AAUGAAAGGGUUUUCUUUUCUUGGAAAAAUAUAUAUCCAAUUGAGAGUAAUGAAAGAAAAAGGGGAUGGCCCUUUAUUAUUACUAAUCAUUUUAGCACUAAAGGCUUUUUUUUUUAUCCCCAGGAAUCAGAUAAGACUAUGUUAUUUCCGAUUCUUGUAUUGGGAUUAUUUACUUUGUUUAUUGCAGGCAUAGGAAUCCCGUUCAAUGAAUUCAAUCAAGAAGGAAUGAAUUUGGAUAUAUUAUCCAAAUUGUUAAUGCCGUCUUUAAACUUUUUUCAAAAAAAUGAACAAAAUUCUUCCGAUUGGUCGGAAUUUCUAACAAACGCAACCUUUUCAGUCAGUAUAGCUUAUUUUGGAAUAUUUAUAGCGUCUUCUUUAUAUAAGCCUGUUUAUUCAUCAUUUCAAAAUUUGAACUUCUUUAAUUCGUUUGCUAAAAAAGGUCUUAAAAGAGUUCUUAGGGAUAAAAUAUUACAUGUUAUAUAUGAUUGGUCCUAUAAUCGUGGUUACAUAGAUACCUUUUAUGAAAAAUCAUUAAGUGAGGGGGUAAGAACAUUUGCGAAAUUUACUCAUUUUUUUGAUAGACGAGUAAUUGAUGGAAUUAUCAAUGGAGUUGGUUUUACGAGUUUCUUUCUAGGAGAGGUUCUAAAAUAUGUAGGAGGGGGCCGCAUUUCUUCUUAUCUUUUAUUGUACUUAUUUUAUGUAUUAAUUUUUUUAGUAAUUUACUUAGUAAUUUACUACUUUCUUUAUUUUCUAAAUUUCUAA
This is a messenger RNA of Linum tenue, 762 nucleotides long. Lineage: Eukaryota; Viridiplantae; Streptophyta; Magnoliopsida; Malpighiales; Linaceae. The record is from the annotation of a GenBank genome assembly.